Miniopterus natalensis is the source of this 1485-nucleotide messenger RNA. RefSeq names its product RAB34, member RAS oncogene family (gene RAB34). The record is from RefSeq and is a predicted model, not a curated record. Gene Ontology annotation, molecular function: GTP binding; GTPase activity. NCBI's taxonomy places the organism in Eukaryota, Metazoa, Chordata, Mammalia, Chiroptera, Miniopteridae.
GGUGAUUGUCGGGUCUCCACGGGCCCGGGUCGCUGGGGCGGAUCAGGCCUCCGCGCCUCCCCCGGGCGCCCCGCAAGGCCGCAGGCAAGAUGAACAUUCUGGCGCCGGUGCGGAGGGACCGCGUCCUGGCGGAGCUGCCGCAGUACCUGAGGAAGGAGGCAGCUUUGCACGUGCGCAAAGACUUCCACCCCCGGGUCACCUGCGCCUGCCAGGAGCACCGGACCGGCACCGUGGGCAGAUUUAAGAUCUCCAAGGUCAUUGUGGUGGGGGACCUGUCAGUGGGGAAGACUUGUCUCAUUAAUAGGUUCUGCAAAGAUACCUUUGAUAAGAAUUACAAGGCCACCAUUGGAGUAGACUUUGAGAUGGAACGAUUUGAGGUGUUGGGAGUCCCCUUCAGUCUGCAGCUCUGGGAUACUGCUGGACAGGAGAGAUUCAAAUGCAUUGCAUCAACCUACUACCGAGGAGCUCAAGCCAUCAUCAUUGUCUUCAAUCUGAAUGAUGUGGCCUCUCUGGAACAUACCAAGCAGUGGCUAGCUGAUGCACUCAAGGAGAAUGACCCUUCCAGUGCGCUCCUCUUCCUUGUGGGUUCCAAGAAGGACCUGAGUACUCCUGCUCAGUAUGUGUUAAUGGAGAGAGAUGCACUCAAGGUGGCCCAAGAGAUGAAGGCUGAGUACUGGGCAGUCUCAUCUCUCACUGGUGAAAAUGUCCGGGAAUUCUUUUUCCGUGUGGCAGCACUGACCUUUGAGACCAACAUGCUGGCUGAGCUGGAGAAAUCGGGGGCCCGGCGCAUUGGGGAUGUUGUCCGCAUCAACAGUGAUGAUAACAACCUCUACCUAACUGCCAGCAAGAAGAAGCCCACAUGUUGCAUUUGAGGGAUGAGGGACUGCCCAGCCCUGGGACACUGUAUGUGUACGACCUUGACUCCCCCAGUGCUCUACCCCUGGACAUCUGUACUGACUGUUAUUACAGACCAAAGAGCUGCCCUUUGGUGGCAAUACCCCCAGAAGCAUAGUUGGGACCGUGUUAGUCACUUCCUGACCCUGGGCACCAUACCAAAGACUGGAUGCCCCUUUGCUCCAGGGACUCUCCAGGGUGCCCAGUGGUGGGGAGGUGGUCCCUGCUGCUUUUGCUCAACAUGCUGGGCCUUUUGGGUAUGAGGAUGCUUAAUGACCCCAGCCUCACACUGUGCCUUAUGCAUUAAAAUCUGUUACUAGCAGUCUGGGGGUUGGAGUUCUUUAUUGGAGAUAAGGGCAGGGCUCUAUGGCGAUCUUGGAAUUGGAGCCUCCAGCUGGGAUGCUGGCCAGCCCUGGCCCCUGAGCAGGCCUCAGUCAGGCUGGGAGCUCAGGGACAAGGUUUGGGGGCUGCACUCUCACUGGGUGAGUUCUAAAUUGUUGGCUUUGAGAGCCCUUUCCUUUGGUCUCUUCUCCCCAAAUGUACCCUCCUACAUGGUGCUUAUACCCAAAUUUCCACCAUUGGUCUUCUUUC